Ceratitis capitata (Mediterranean fruit fly) is the source of this 848-nucleotide messenger RNA. RefSeq names its product aprataxin-like protein (gene Aptx). Gene Ontology annotation, cellular component: nucleus. The record is from RefSeq and is a predicted model, not a curated record. The transcript has 3 exons. Gene Ontology annotation, biological process: single strand break repair; double-strand break repair. Lineage: Eukaryota; Metazoa; Arthropoda; Insecta; Diptera; Tephritidae. The coding region runs from base 67 to 771 and encodes 234 amino acids. Gene Ontology annotation, molecular function: single-stranded DNA binding; DNA 5'-adenosine monophosphate hydrolase activity; mismatched DNA binding.
CUUAGUCCUAACGUAGUGUUUUAUUAAAAUUGAAUAUCAUGUAAACUUUGCUUUAUUUAAGACAGUAUGAAAAUUUGUGACAGAACGUCAGCUGUUUAUAAUGGGAUAAUUUACUUAUUUAUUUGUGCGAGUCAGAUAACGUAUAUUAUACGGUAUGUUAUACAUUCUCUGGUGCGAGUAAACAAGCCAUAUUUUGAAGAUAUUCAAAUGAAGAAUUCCGGCGGAAAAGGCUGGGCUGCAGGCCUCAUUUCGACUAUACAAGAUGCGAAAAACUAUAUAAUUUCCUCGGAAGAAGCUGUAGUGAUACAUGAUAAAUAUCCAAAGGCAAGACAUCAUUAUCUCGUACUACCAAAAGCAGAUAUACCGGACAUAUUCCAUUUAGAUUCAAGUCAUUUAGUCCUAUUGGAAGAAUUAUAUUUGCUUGCACAAAAUGUUAUUGAAGUGAAACAUGGUCAUUUGGACGAUUUUAAAAUUGGCUUUCACGCGCAACCCAGCAUGCAGCGUUUACAUCUACAUGUAAUAUCUAAGGAUUUUGUAUCCGAUUGUCUGAAAACUAAAAAACACUGGGUUAGUUUUAAUACAGAAUUAUUUUUAUAUUACCAGGAUGCUUAUGGGUUACUGAAAUCUGGUGGAUGUAUCACACCACUUGGCAAGGAGAAGGUGCAGCAAUUAAGUAAUUGUGCGCUUAAAUGCAACCAAUGUGAAUAUGAAGCGAAAAGCGUGCCCGAUUUGAAACGACACCUCCUCGAACAUUGGACACAAAAACAGUGAACUACUUGCUGCUUAUUGACAUUUUACCAUAUUCUGAUAAAUAAAUUAUUAAAUUACAUUUUUAAAUACUUAACAUA